AUGCGGUCACCGGAGAUGUCAUAUAGUCCCGCCUACUAUCAGGAUCAAGGACCUCUUGGAACGACACAUCCUCGCUCGAUCAUCACCCCUCCACCGGCUACCCGUCGAUCCCAAGAACAAUCCUCUGUAUUGGGUCAUCCCAUAGGUGGAUCCCGACCCUCGUCUCCUAUACCGAGCUGCGACGUCAGUCCGCGCAACUCCGGCUCACGGGCACAACGGGUAUACCAUAAUCAGACACUGGGAGGAUCUUCCUGGCCCGGUUCAGACCCUCGAGAGAUCGACUCCGCUCCGGCCGGCUCGACAAAGGAAGAGCGGGCUCAGAGCAGCUGGGCAAAUCGGCCCUCAUUAAUGCCGGGGGAACAUUCCAACCCCAGCAUAAUCCGUGUCCGAAAACGAGCCAUUCCAGAUGACGAAAUAGUCACCAAUGAGGGCCAGGAUGCUCUCCUGAUGCUGUUCCGUCUUACAAUCGUCCCAUUCUACUCAUUCGGCGCUUCUCUAUAUACCAUCUUCGCCUUCCUUUUCGCCCUCUUAGUGUCACCUUUCCGUCUCUGCUCAUUUUCCCCAUACCUCCGCGCAACGACAUUCGCAUCACAACUUUGCGAUCUCCUUUCUCCUGUCCUCCACAUUCAUGAACGGCUCGUUUGCUUGCAGCCACCAUCAGUGGAAGACCGAUCAUCCUCGACCCAAUCGACUCAAUGGAUCCGCUCAGAGCCAGAUUCAGACCAACAGUCAGUCUUAUCUGAGCCGAGCGAGGUCUAUGCUGUGAUUGCUUCAUUCUCCGUCCUCGUCCUAUCCCCAUUACUCAGCAUUGUGAUCCUCCUCUUUGCAUGGACAGCCGCAUUUUUCUGGAUUUUCUCCAUGGUCCUGGGUAACCCGGACGGCACCGAGCGCAAGGAUGACGGCCGCACCGCCGUUCUUGGAGUCUGCAAAUGGUGGCGGUCAUGGCUUUGCAAAGCACGGAAAUCAUAA
Penicillium concentricum is the source of this 969-nucleotide messenger RNA. RefSeq lists its product as uncharacterized. NCBI's taxonomy places the organism in Eukaryota, Fungi, Ascomycota, Eurotiomycetes, Eurotiales, Aspergillaceae. The coding region runs from base 1 to 969 and encodes 322 amino acids. The record is from RefSeq and is a predicted model, not a curated record. The transcript is spliced from 2 exons.